AUGGAGGACGAGGUAGCUGCGCUUGUUAUCGACAACGGUUCCGGCAUGUGCAAGGCUGGCUUUGCCGGUGAUGAUGCCCCCCGUGCCGUGUUCCCGUCCAUCGUCGGCCGUCCCCGUCACCAGGGUGUCAUGGUCGGUAUGGGUCAGAAGGACUCCUACGUCGGUGAUGAGGCCCAGUCGAAGCGUGGUGUCUUGACCCUCAAGUACCCCAUCGAGCACGGUAUCGUCACCAACUGGGACGACAUGGAGAAGAUUUGGCACCACACCUUUUACAACGAACUCCGUGUCGCUCCCGAGGAGCACCCCGUUCUUCUCACCGAGGCCCCGCUCAACCCUAAGGCCAACCGUGAAAAGAUGACCCAGAUCAUGUUCGAGACCUUCAAUGCCCCCGCCUUUUACGUCGCCAUCCAGGCCGUCCUCUCGCUCUACGCGUCCGGUCGUACUACCGGUAUCGUCCUCGACUCCGGUGAUGGUGUCACCCACACCGUCCCCAUCUACGAAGGUUUCUCGCUCCCCCACGCCAUCCUCCGUAUCGAUCUCGCCGGCCGUGACCUCACCGAGUUCCUCAUCAAGAAUCUGAUGGAGCGCGGUUACGCUUUCCACACCACCGCCGAGCGUGAAAUCGUCCGUGACAUCAAGGAGAAGCUUUGCUACGUCGCCCUCGAUUUCGAGCAGGAGCUUCAGACCGCCGCUCACUCGUCUGCUCUCGAGAAGAGCUACGAGCUCCCCGACGGUCAAGUCAUCACCAUCGGCAACGAGCGCUUCCGUGCUCCGGAGGCUCUCUUCCAGCCUGCCUUCCUCGGUCUUGAGGCCGCUGGUAUCCACGAGACCACGUACAACUCGAUCUACAAGUGUGAUCUCGACAUCCGUCGCGACCUUUACGGCAACAUCGUCCUCUCCGGUGGUACCACUAUGUUCCCGGGUAUUGCGGACCGCAUGCAGCGCGAGCUCACCGCUCUUGCGCCUUCAAGUAUGAAGGUCAAGAUCGUCGCUCCCCCUGAGCGCAAGUACUCGGUCUGGAUCGGUGGUUCGAUUCUCGCGUCGCUCUCAACGUUCCAGAACCUGUGGUGCUCGAAGCAGGAGUACGACGAGUCCGGCCCCGGCAUCGUCCACCGCAAGUGCUUCUAA
Molecule: messenger RNA, 1128 nt
Organism: Epithele typhae
Lineage: Eukaryota; Fungi; Basidiomycota; Agaricomycetes; Polyporales; Epitheliaceae
Product: actin 1
Exons: 9
Coding region: 1-1128 (375 amino acids)
Source: RefSeq, a predicted model, not a curated record